GGCCGGGCCGUAGCGGGCGGUGGUCCGAGGGCGGCCGGCGAGGAGCCGCCCCCGGAGCCCACCGCCUUCCCCGGGAAUCCCCGACUGCGCGCCGAGGGUGCUCCCCGGUUUUGCGUGGGCUCCGGGUGCGUCCGUGCCCUACACCUGCCGGCGGGUUGGGGUUUCCCGUGCGUCCCGGGCCUCGCUUCCGCUCCCCGGGGCGCGGUCCGAACCCGUCGGCGCCGGGGGCGGGAGGCCGUCCCGGGAGUCGUCGGCGACUCCGCCUCUGCGCCCGGCCCCGGGCGGAUGACCACGUGACCCCCGCCGCCAUCUUUCUUCCUGGCGCAGAGUCCGGGCGGCGGCGUCGGCGCCCCAUUGCGCAGGCGCUUGCGAGGCGCGCGGCCCGUCGUCCCGGUCGGGUUCUUCUCAGGUCCGGCCGCGCUGGCGGCGAAGAUGCUGGCGGCGAAGAGGCUGGUGUCCGCCCUGGGCCCCCUGCUCCGGCCGCCGCCCGCCCCGGCCGUGCCCCGCGCGCUCUCCACGCUCCUGCCCGGACGCCCUGGCGCUGCGGGGGCCGCGGGGCUGCCCGCCCGCCUGCUGCCCGUCCGCCUGCUGCCCGCCCUGGGGCCGCCCGGCCUGCCGCCCGCGCUGGGGUUCAAGACCAAGGGCGUCGUCCGGGAGCGCUGCCGGGACUGCUACCGGGUGAAGAGGCGCGGCCGCUGGUUCAUCUACUGCCGCGCGAACCCGAAGCACAAGCAGAGGCAGAUGUAGCCGGGCAGGGCCCCAGCUGGGGACCGACAAUAAAACGUGAACCGCGUGGACCGUG
Neogale vison (American mink) is the source of this 802-nucleotide messenger RNA. RefSeq names its product mitochondrial ribosomal protein L36 (gene MRPL36). The record is from RefSeq and is a predicted model, not a curated record. Gene Ontology annotation, biological process: translation; ribosome biogenesis. Gene Ontology annotation, cellular component: mitochondrial large ribosomal subunit; ribosome. Gene Ontology annotation, molecular function: structural constituent of ribosome. Lineage: Eukaryota; Metazoa; Chordata; Mammalia; Carnivora; Mustelidae. The coding region runs from base 433 to 747 and encodes 104 amino acids. The transcript has 2 exons.